CGGACUCGCGCCUCCGCUCCGUAGUUCGGGGCCCGGCAGCGGCGCCAGGGCUGGGAACUGCGCGGCGGGGACUGCGGGCGACUCCGGCAUCGGCGCUGGCGGCAGCGGUAGCCGCGCCGUGGGAAGCUAUGGGGACGCGCCCUUUCUCGGGGUGCCCAUUCAGCGGCGGCUCGGAGCUCCCUGCCCCGCUGCUUUAGGAAGCGAUCGUGGAGCAGAGUCACUUUCCGAAGACUCCCGAGACCCAUUCGACUCGGGCCCCUCAUCGCCGACCCUUUCCCGGGCUCCCGGAGCGUGAAGAAGAGCCGUCAUCCGGAGCGCGGCGAGGAGCAUGGGGAGAGCGGCGGCCACCGGAGGCGGCGGCGGAGGGGCGCGCCGCUGGCUCCCGUGGCUGGGGCUGUGCUUCUGGGCGACAGGGGCUGCGGCUGCCCGAGGAACUGACAAUGGCGAAGCCCUUCCCGAGUCCAUCCCAUCAGCUCCUGGGACACUGCCUCAUUUCAUAGAGGAGCCAGAUGAUGCUUAUAUUAUCAAGAGCAACCCUAUUGCACUCAGGUGCAAAGCGAGGCCAGCCAUGCAGAUAUUCUUCAAAUGCAAUGGCGAGUGGGUCCAUCAGAACGAGCACGUCUCUGAAGAGAGUCUGGAUGAGAGCUCAGGUUUGAAGGUCCGCGAAGUGUUCAUCAACGUUACCAGGCAACAGGUGGAGGACUUCCAUGGGCCCGAGGACUAUUGGUGCCAGUGUGUGGCGUGGAGCCACCUGGGUACCUCCAAGAGCAGGAAGGCCUCUGUGCGCAUCGCCUAUUUACGGAAAAACUUUGAACAAGACCCACAAGGAAGGGAGGUUCCCAUUGAAGGUAUGAUUGUGCUGCACUGCCGCCCGCCAGAGGGAGUCCCUGCUGCCGAGGUGGAAUGGCUGAAAAAUGAAGAGCCCAUUGACUCUGAACAAGACGAGAACAUUGACACCAGGGCUGACCAUAACCUAAUCAUCAGGCAGGCACGGCUCUCAGACUCAGGAAAUUACACCUGCAUGGCAGCCAACAUCGUGGCUAAGAGGAGAAGCCUGUCAGCCACUGUGGUGGUCUACGUGAAUGGAGGCUGGUCUUCCUGGACAGAGUGGUCAGCCUGCAAUGUUCGCUGUGGUAGAGGAUGGCAGAAACGUUCCCGGACCUGCACCAACCCAGCUCCUCUCAAUGGUGGGGCCUUUUGUGAGGGAAUGUCAGUGCAGAAAAUAACCUGCACUUCUCUUUGUCCUGUGGAUGGGAGCUGGGAAGUGUGGAGCGAAUGGUCCGUCUGCAGUCCAGAGUGUGAACAUAUGCGGAUCCGGGAGUGCACAGCACCACCCCCGAGAAAUGGGGGCAAAUUCUGUGAAGGUCUAAGCCAGGAAUCCGAAAACUGCACAGAUGGUCUUUGCAUCCUAGAUAAAAAACCUCUUCAUGAAAUAAAACCCCAAAGCAUUGAGAAUGCCAGCGACAUUGCUUUGUACUCGGGCUUGGGCGCUGCCGUCGUGGCCGUUGCAGUCCUGGUCAUUGGUGUCACCCUUUAUAGACGGAGCCAGAGUGACUAUGGCGUGGACGUCAUUGACUCUUCUGCAUUGACAGGUGGCUUCCAGACCUUCAACUUCAAAACAGUCCGUCAAGGUAACUCCCUGCUCCUGAAUUCCGCCAUGCAGCCAGAUCUGACAGUGAGCCGGACAUACAGCGGACCCAUCUGUCUGCAGGACCCUCUGGACAAGGAGCUCAUGACAGAGUCCUCACUCUUUAACCCUUUGUCGGACAUCAAAGUCAAAGUCCAGAGCUCAUUCAUGGUUUCCCUAGGAGUGUCUGAGAGAGCUGAGUACCACGGCAAGAAUCAUUCCAGGACUUUUCCCCAUGGAAACAACCACAGCUUUAGUACAAUGCAUCCCAGAAACAAAACGCCCUACAUCCAAAAUCUGUCAUCACUCCCCACAAGGACAGAACUGAGGACAACUGGUGUCUUUGGCCAUUUAGGGGGGCGCUUAGUAAUGCCAAAUACAGGGGUGAGCUUACUCAUACCACACGGUGCCAUCCCAGAGGAGAAUUCUUGGGAGAUUUACAUGUCCAUCAACCAAGGUGAACCCAGUCUCCAGUCAGAUGGCUCUGAGGUGCUCCUGAGUCCUGAAGUCACCUGUGGUCCUCCAGACAUGAUCGUCACCACUCCCUUUGCAUUGACCAUCCCACACUGUGCAGAUGUCAGUUCUGAGCACUGGAAUAUCCAUUUAAAGAAGAGGACACAGCAGGGCAAAUGGGAGGAAGUGAUGUCAGUGGAAGACGAAUCCACAUCCUGUUACUGCCUUUUGGACCCCUUUGCGUGUCAUGUGCUCCUAGACAGCUUUGGGACCUAUGCGCUCACUGGAGAGCCAAUCACAGACUGUGCCGUGAAGCAACUGAAGGUGGCGGUUUUUGGCUGCAUGUCCUGUAACUCCCUGGAUUACAACUUGAGAGUUUACUGUGUGGACAAUACCCCUUGUGCAUUUCAGGAAGUGGUUUCAGACGAAAGCCAUCAAGGUGGACAGCUCCUGGAAGAACCAAAGUUGCUGCAUUUCAAAGGGAAUACCUUUAGUCUUCAGAUCUCUGUCCUUGAUAUUCCCCCAUUCCUCUGGAGAAUUAAACCAUUCACUGCCUGCCAGGAAGUCCCGUUCUCCCGCGUGUGGUGCAGUAACCGGCAGCCCCUGCACUGUGCCUUCUCCCUGGAGCGUUACACGCCCACCACCACCCAGCUGUCCUGCAAAAUCUGCAUUCGGCAGCUCAAAGGCCAUGAACAGAUCCUCCAAGUGCAGACAUCAAUCCUAGAGAGUGAACGAGAAACCAUCACUUUCUUCGCACAAGAGGACAGCACUUUCCCUGCACAGACUGGCCCCAAAGCCUUCAAAAUUCCCUACUCCAUCAGACAGCGGAUUUGUGCCACAUUUGAUACCCCCAAUGCCAAAGGCAAGGACUGGCAGAUGUUAGCACAGAAAAACAGCAUCAACAGGAAUUUAUCUUAUUUCGCUACACAAAGUAGCCCAUCUGCUGUCAUUUUGAACCUGUGGGAAGCUCGUCAUCAGCAUGAUGGUGAUCUUGACUCCCUGGCCUGUGCCCUUGAAGAGAUUGGCAGGACACACACGAAACUCUCAAACAUUUCAGAAUCCCAGCUUGAUGAAGCCGACUUCAACUACAGCAGGCAAAAUGGACUCUAGUCCACUUCCUCCCAUGAGACAGAGUGAUGGCCAGCUUGGGGACAUUUGCUUUAAAUGGGAAAGAGGCCGCUUUCUGCCCAGUGGUGUUGGGGGAAUUCAGCCUUCAUUUAUAAUCAGUGAGAUUCCCCUGCUGAAGAAACUAAAUUUUAUAUAGGUAAAACAUGUUAAUAGGGAAAAGUACAAGUUCUCUUACAUAUAAGAGGGCUCUACCAUCUCCUUGGAAUCCACAUUUGGGUUAACUCUUCAGAUUUAGAGUGGCAAGGAAAAAAGUGAGAGCAGAAGUAGCUGCGGGAAAAGAUGAGCUAUGAUAAUGCUGGGAAGGCAGAGAUUGAUUAAGUGCAUGUUUUGAAAUAGGUUUUUAAUGAUGUGCCCCAAAGGGCCAGCUGAUUCUGGUACUAGAUUGUCAGAGUUUUCUACCAACUGGCAUCUGUGAUGUCAGAAAUCAUUGUAAAACUGGCUUUUAGAUGUGAAACAGGGUUGCCAACCCAUUUGUAUGACUUCAACAACGUCAAGGAGGCCAUUUAGAAUUUAGAAUCUGAGCACAUCACACCAGCACCAACUCCCUGUCUCUUCUAGCCACUUAAUGGAGACAAAAUGGAGAGUUAAGACAGACCACAAACUAGUUCUUUUAGUGUACUCCACCCUUUUACUUUUUUCCUGAGACAAAUCUACCCUUAUUCUUUCUUCCUCUUCCUUACCCCUUGCAGUAGAGAGGUAUCAAGGAGCAUAAUUAAACUUGUCAAUAUCGAAAGUUGUUUUUUCUAACACAACAAAGUGGGACCAUCUCUAUUCCCAUCUAAGCCACUCAAAUUGCUGAGUCCUAUCAGAACACAGCUUAUUACAUGGAUAUGGGGACAGGAGAGAUUAAAGCAGCUUCAAAAACACAUGAACUGCAGAUGUCAUAGGCCUCAAAUCAGCUAUAAUUCUAGGAAGCAUGUGUUGAUCUAGUUCUCUAACAUUGUUGUUAUAAGAAAAUGAGUUUUACUGCAUUUUUCAAUCCAGAUGCUUGAAAUUGUCUAACAUGUGGGUACUAUGUCAUCACAAAAUCUCUUAGUAAGGUUAUAUGUGAUCCUCAUUUUGCCUCUUGGGAAAUUAGCAGAUAGUCUUUGCUCUAAAUGAUAUCUGAAUAAAUAGACUUGAGGAAUACCUCUACCACAGUGUCCCUGAAACCACAUGCAUCAUUCAGGGAGCCUUCAUGCUGUGACUAUUCAGCCUCCCUGAAUAUGCUUUCUCUAUAGAACCAUUAACAUAUGUCUAUUGCUCUAUGAUUUUUUUUUACAUUAGAAGGCAGUGAUGUUGUGGAAGAUUGAAAUCCACAGAUAAUUCAUGACCCUCAUCACUUUACUCCAUCUUUUUAUCCUAUUAAAUCAUUUUUGACAAGAUGUCCUGGUAGACUAAAGAUGAACAGAUUUGCUCUUGCUCAUCUUCUGGUGGAUAUUUUAACUUGCUGUUCACAAUCAGGACAACCAAAGUCAAGGACCCAGAUGAACCACAAGGCAGCUAGUCAGCUACUUAGAGGUUGGUUACAUUCGAAUAAAAAGUAGUCAGGGAACGGGGGAGGUGGGGAGUUGGGGAGUACUUGGCAGUUGGGAUAUGAUCAAUUUUUUUAAACAACGUUUUUGUAGAUCCCUUGUAAAAUAAUAAUAAUAAUAAUAAUAAUAAUAAUAAUAAUGUUGUGAAUCUCCAUGCCAAGUGAAAAAGGCCUAAAGAUGAGUUGAAUUUGUGAUACCAUGGGUAAGGCAUGGAAGAACUCUUGAAUGUGUUGGCCAUUUUCUCUAACUAAUGUGUGGUAUAUAUGGUCCCCUAUAUUAGACAGAAGGCUUUGCUACAUGUAAUUCAAAAGCAUCUCGCUUUUCUCAGGAACCAAAGGCUUAUGAUGUAGAACAAAGAAAUCAUCUUAGAACUGUCAAGCAUAUUUUCACAAUACCAUGUCAAGAUCAGGAAAACACCCUUUUGCUAGUGUGCUUAACUUAUUUAUUUCUUCUAGGAAACAACAGAUAAACAGCAUGAACAUGUAAAUCAUCUGGCAUCACUGAUUGAUAGAAUUUCUGAAAGAGAAAGAGAAGUAGAUGGUCAACCAGUCACAAGUUGGUUGGCAUGAGGCGGUGUGCAGAGGAAAUCUGCAUUCACUAUUGAGUAAAAACUUGGAGAAGGCACAUUAUAGAGCUUAUGUUAGACUCCAUCUUGGAGGAUUUUUGUUUUAAACUGUCCUUAGCAUUUUCCCUCUUCCCUUCUAAUAGGCAUUAUAAUUGUUUCAUCUACUCUGUGAAUCUACAUAGGUCUUUUUUUUUUUUAGAUGUUUGAUACAUUUUAAGUAUUUUUAAAUAGAUGAAAAUUCUAAAUGAUUUUCCCUCAAAUCUAUCUAGAUUAUUUUAAGAUGAGACAAGAUUAUUGUCAAUCCCUAAAUGUCUGGAGUUACCUCCCAUGGAUUUUUUUUUCCUUUGGCCUGGGUUUUAUAAACACACUUGAACAUCAUAUCAUAUAGGAUAACAAAAGAAGAAGUUAACAGAAUUCACCUCAGACUUCAGCCUAAGAUUCAAUCAAAUUCAUCCUUCAGCCCAUUUUGUUUCUUCUUUAUGUUUCUCUUUUAUUUAUUUCUGCUAGGAUCCUACAUAGGAUUUCUAUAGAAAUGUAUGAAAUUCUGUGGUCACUGCAUGUCAGGAUUGCACAGUAUGUUACAAUACAAUUUCAAAGAGAACCCACAUUUGUGAGAUUUACAGACCAAGGUGUGGGGGAGGAGGUAGAAUUGCAGAUCAGAUAAAAAGUGAGCUUACACUUCAACUUAGUUAUUCACUGUGACCUAAAUUUAGUCCUAUUGUAAUAUGUGCCUGUCACAACACAAACGCCCCUCUUGAAAGAGAUUUACUCAUCUAUCCAAGUACUUAAUUUGGAAAUUUUAUUGUCCUAUUGCAAAAUGAAACAAAAUUAAAAGUGGCCUCAAGUACUUGGUAAGUUAAAAUUUUUACAAAAAUAUCCCACUCAAUGCCAAAUCUUUCAGUCCUCAAAGGCAUUUAAGUCUAAUAGUCAUGCUUUAAAUAUGGUUUUAAAUUAUGCCACCAAAAUGGUGCACUUCACAGAUUCACCAGACUCUAGCAUCAUAAAGUUAAUUUACAGUUUUUACAACAUUGCUUGUACAUUCUUACUAGUUUACAUUAAAAUCCUUUAAGCCAAAAGGAAGCUUGCUCUAUGGAUUUAAAUGCAAACUUCAUCUACCAGUGCAGGAAGUCUCAUAAAACUCAGAUGUACUCCCACAAAAAUUUUAUUGGCCUUUUUGUAAGAGAUGAAAAAGAAUUGACACAGUUCUCUUUAAAGAGAAGAACUUUUUUAUUAUUAUUUUUAUCUCCAACUGCAGGUGGUGUCUUUUGCCGAGAUCUCUAUAUUUUUCUUUCAGUUGUCUUUGGGAGGGGAUAUUAAGUCAAAUCACUAAAACAGGGUUCUCUUUGGAUUAAAAGUUCUGGAUUUAUUGCAACUAUUUUCCUUGAGAAACAUUCUCAGCAUCAGGAUUGAUAAACAAUGUAGAUGAUUAAAAUAGGAUAAUUGUUUUUAGAUAGUAUUUUCUACUUGCCAAACUUCUGGCAAAUUUACCUGUGAAUUUCAAAAUGUUAUGAAAUCUCUUGAUAUGCUUUUGUUUUUCCUUUUAGCCAUUUUCUCUUCAAUUUCUUAGUCCCUCUGUCCUCUGUAAAUGUGUUGAGUGAUAUAGCUAUCCGAUGUAUUGAAGGCAAAGUUCUCACAGAGGUCUUUGUUCCAGCUCUGUAAAGGUCACAGGAGUCGUGAAGGAGCUGAGAAAUCUUCCUCUCCGGCCCACUGUCUGUGGCCCAUUGUCAUUGUUUCCUCAUGAAACAUUGCAAAGUUUGAAUCCUCAGUAACUCUCAUUGAAUGGAUUAGAGGUGAUGGCCACAGCAAAUGGGAGAGCAAAAUGUUGGCCUACAGAGAAUGACACAAUUUUAUUCGCCUUUGGUGUUAGUUGACAUAGCGCUGUAUUUGAAAAUCAAUGCUUUAGCCAAAAGCUGAAUGACCGCCGUUUCCGUAGUUUCCACUGUUUUGUCUGCAUAGAAUUUUCCUGAACUACAAGCAAAAAUGUAUUUUGUCCAAUGUCACAAAAGUGAAAAUGUUACUAAUCUUAGACGUGUUGCAUAUUUUGUGUUUUUACGUUCCAAACUCUUUCAAAAGCUGCCGUUACAAAGCUGUUUGGCUGUAUUGACAGCAUGUGGUGUUUUUGCAAAAGCAAUUCUAGGAGAGCCAGUGUCUACCAUGAACUCCUCACAUCCCCACUCCAGGGUCAUUCACGACAUCGAAAUGGCAACUUGUACACUGUAAUUCUUCAAAAAGUAACAGGGGAUGGAAAUCAGACCUGGCCGUUAGUCACUAGUGUGUAGUACUGUGAUCUGAAGUAGGAAAUUUAACUCACAUAGAAUAAUUGUGGUUUUUGAAGCAGCUACUCAUUGCUUUUUCCUUUUGCUGUGAAGAUCAUGGAUUGGGAAUGUCCCCGUGAGGUGGACCUAAGGCAGUAACAUUUAAACUUCAUGUCCUAGCACCCGCCCUCCAUCUGACCCAAAGAUAAAAAAGGCAUUAAGCUUCAUGGGUAUGCCUAAGCUUAAAAAUUCCCUUCCCCACUAAUAUUGAGAUCAGCAGGGCUCCGUCUUACUUAUUUUUCAAAAAGUCAUAGCUUUGAAUUAUAGACUAUAUUACUAAAUUUGGUAAGGUAGUUCUUUACAUGAAUGGGAAUGCGCGUCAAAAUACUUUCACAAAAGGCAUGAUUACAAUGGAAAUGCCCUUUUGCCUCCAGUUUUGCUAACCCUAAAAAAGUAUUUCACUAAUUUCAAGCACUGUUUACACUCAAAUCCCAAAAAAUUGGCCAAAUUAUAUAAUUCUCUUAAAUUUUCCUAUCUGUAGGUGGAGAUUUAACUAUGGUUCUGGUGAAUCAUAGAAGGGAGAGACAAUAUUUGAGGGGAGUUUGUCAGCAGAAUAUCAUGCCUUAUGAUCCCAUUACUGAAACACAGACAUUACAAUCAGAAAUAGACCUAAUAAUUCCAAUAUCCCUCCAUUAGCUAGUUCCAAUGACGCUGAGAGACAGAGCACCCUGUGCCAGGUAUCAGGAAUAUAAGCUUCAGCAGAGGGUAACUGAAAACUUUCAAUCAGAAACACUCUCCAAGGCUUAUGCCUAAAUUAUGUAGGUCACUAGCAUUCAAAACUUUUCUAUACAAAGGUGGAAAAGCACUCAGAAUCUGGGAAUUUUCUGGUUGGAAGAACAAUGUUCUCCUUUUCCAAAUUGGAAUAAAGACUCAGAAUUACCCAUUCUUCAUAAUCAUGUCUGAUGGGUACAUGCACUCCAGGAAGUCUCAACCUAGAAACAUUUCCAACCUAAGCAUUUAAAGGAAAACUGGCUCAUUCUUCUGACCCAAACUCAAAAAAUAUGAGUACUUGCGUACCUCCAUUUCUGCAUGGAAGAUUUUAAAACAGAUUUCACUUUUUUCUGUUUAUUUUGGGAAGGUGCGUGGGGGUGUUCUUUCAAGUGAUUCAUAUCUCAAACCCAUACCACUCUCAACUUUUAUUUGAUGUGUUCAAAGCCAAAAAAUAAAAUAAAGCAGGGCUGAACACUUAAUUUGACAUGAAGCUGAAGGACUGAGCAAGCCAGAGGAGAGAGGUUGAAUGAAGCAUAGCCUUGGCUUCAUACCACACUUUUUGUGCCUUGUAUUAUCAAUGUAAAUUCUGAAUGUUGUACAGUAAAUACUUGGAUGGACUUCUUAGAAAAGGCUGCACUGGCUUCUUUUUCAGCACAUGUACAUAUCUAUAAAUAUAUAUACAUAUAUAUUUGGUAAUGCCAAACAGCUGUGUUAUAUUGUAUUGAACAAAAUGGACGGUUUGGAUGUUUUAUGUCGAGUUUGCAAAAAAAAAAAAAAAACUGGAUGGUUACAGACUUUUCAAGAUAAAUGUACAGACAUAAAUUACUGCAUAUCAGUUAUUUAUGAAUAAAGAGUCUUUUAUUGACAUUUUAGGAUA
Nomascus leucogenys (northern white-cheeked gibbon) is the source of this 9190-nucleotide messenger RNA. It is a transcript of the gene UNC5D, whose product is annotated as unc-5 netrin receptor D. Gene Ontology annotation, cellular component: membrane. Gene Ontology annotation, biological process: netrin-activated signaling pathway. NCBI's taxonomy places the organism in Eukaryota, Metazoa, Chordata, Mammalia, Primates, Hylobatidae. Gene Ontology annotation, molecular function: netrin receptor activity; protein binding. The record is from RefSeq and is a predicted model, not a curated record.